CAGCACCAUCAUCCGCUCAAGUUCGAUCGUACAUUCACCUCACAAGUGGUAUCCUCACUCAUAUUCUUAUAUAACCAAUCAUGCCAAAGACCUACGCUUGCUCUAUCUGCAACCAAGCUUUUCCAAAGUUCGCCGACUGCAAGGCACACGAGGCCAUGCAUUCACCAGAAAAAGCGUACUUCUGCACCUGGGACGGGUGUAACUUUGUGACAUUGCACAAAGCAAGCUUCCAUUAUCAUACUGAUGUGCAUACGGGCGAGCAACGCUUCGUCUGUCCUCACGAUGGCUGUGACUACAGAACUCACACCUCUUCCAACAUCACACAGCAUCGCAAGAAAGAACAUGGGUAUGUUCCUCGGUCGUGCAAUCGUCGUGGUCCCUCUGCAACAAAUUCAUCCGGGGCCCAGUCGCCGUCCCAGCCUCCGCCGCCAGCAGAGCCCCUUCCCCUUGGUACAUUCCACCAAUACCAAUACCAAUACCAACUCCAACCCAUGCAACCGCAACCCAUGCAAUCCUAUCCCACCCAAUAUCAACCCCAAUCCACUCAAUACCAGCCUCCCCCACCUAUCCACAACCAGUCGUUGAAAGUCUUGUACGGCCCAGCGGAUACCGCGGACGACUACACCAUGCAUACCGGACCCGCGAGGGCCCCCAAUGGGUGGACUGAGGGAUGCAUGUGUCCUGAGUUGAUGCAGAGACGCCCUUCGGAGAUGCCAGGGUAUGAGUAUAGGCGUUAUUAGUUUUGCAUCAUCUCAAGAAUCGAACGUCACUUUAUGUUACUUUUUUCUUUCUUGCUUUCUUUGUGAUAGUCGUUCUUUGAUUUUUCGUUUAUUUGUGCACCAUGAGGAACUCUGGGCACCCUUCCACUCGUUUAUAUAUUCCAUAUAUCACUUUGCGAUGUUUUCCC
This is a messenger RNA of Suillus fuscotomentosus, 907 nucleotides long. RefSeq lists its product as uncharacterized. The coding region runs from base 81 to 740 and encodes 219 amino acids. The transcript is spliced from 4 exons. Gene Ontology annotation, biological process: regulation of transcription by RNA polymerase II. Gene Ontology annotation, molecular function: RNA polymerase II cis-regulatory region sequence-specific DNA binding; DNA-binding transcription factor activity, RNA polymerase II-specific. The record is from RefSeq and is a predicted model, not a curated record. Gene Ontology annotation, cellular component: nucleus. NCBI's taxonomy places the organism in Eukaryota, Fungi, Basidiomycota, Agaricomycetes, Boletales, Suillaceae.